Molecule: messenger RNA, 373 nt
Organism: Caenorhabditis sp. 36 PRJEB53466
Lineage: Eukaryota; Metazoa; Nematoda; Chromadorea; Rhabditida; Rhabditidae
Source: the annotation of a GenBank genome assembly
AUGUCCGUGUUCCACGAUGAAGUCGAAAUUGAGGAUUUCGAAUUUGACGAGGAAAAGGACGUCUAUCACUACCCGUGCCCGUGUGGAGACCGAUUUGAGAUUGCAAGGUGAGCAUUUUGAUUAAAAAGUUAUUGUUAAAAUUGGAGAGACUUUUGUGCAGCAAAAAAAUUAAUGUACGAAACAUUCAAAACAAUUUUUUAUUCAUCAAAAAUUGGUAAACAUCUCAAAAGUUUGCAGAGAAAUGCUGGAAAUGGGCGAAGACGUCGCACAGUGUCCCAGCUGCUCCCUUCUGAUCCGAGUCAUCUACGAUCCCGAAGAUUUCGUGAAGCUCGAGACCAUUACCACGUCGAAGCCAAUCGCGGAGCCCGUUUAA